UGAAAACAAUAUCGUUGCUACAACAUUAGGCGAAGACAAUAAUAUCUCUUAUACAACUUUAAAUGAAGACAAUAAUAUCUCUUAUACAACUUUAAAUGAAGGCAAUAACUCUUCUACAACUUUAAGUGAAGAUAAUAUCUCUGAUACAACUUUAAGUGAAGAUCAUAUAUCCGCAGUUUUCUCCGCGACAACUAUAAUUGAUGACUAUAUUUCCGCUACAACCUUAAAUGAAAAUAAUAUCUCUACUUCAAGUAGAACCAAUUUUUCUACUUUGACUCUAAGUGGAAACAAUAACUUUGCUACAACUUCAACCAGAUAUAACUCCUCUGCUACGAAUUUAAGAGGUAGUUUAUUAUUUUUUAAUAGUCCAAUGUAA
This is a messenger RNA of Dentiscutata erythropus, 376 nucleotides long. The record is from the annotation of a GenBank genome assembly. Lineage: Eukaryota; Fungi; Glomeromycota; Glomeromycetes; Diversisporales; Gigasporaceae.